Molecule: messenger RNA, 1857 nt
Organism: Cadophora gregata
Lineage: Eukaryota; Fungi; Ascomycota; Leotiomycetes; Helotiales; Ploettnerulaceae
Exons: 2
Coding region: 1-1857 (618 amino acids)
Biological process (GO): carbohydrate metabolic process
Cellular component (GO): extracellular region
Molecular function (GO): chitinase activity
Source: RefSeq, a predicted model, not a curated record
AUGCGAUAUCACUGGAGGCUUUUUGUCUCCGUUCUCUCAUUCUCAUGUCUUCUAGGAUAUGGACAGUUUGUGUUAGGAGCCAGGAUUCCAACUCGACAGGUGGAGGUUGCGAGACGAGGUGUUGAUUCGGCGGUUGUGGAUGUCCCCAAACUUGAGAUAUUCCAACAGUAUGUAUGCCCCAAAAGUGCUGACAUGGUGAAAAGACAGUCAACUACGAUCACGGUCCCGAAGAGCGAGCUGAGGAAUCUGCUCUUGCAGAUUCGGUUGCUGGAGUUGCAGUUGAUAGAUAUUCUUCUGAAUGACGGAACGGACACGGGCAAUGGUAAUCCAAGUGAUAUUGCUGUACCUACUUUCCUGACAGGAGUCAUCUCAUCUUCAGUCACAACAACCAUUCCGCUUGCUUCUCUAAGCUCUGCAGUCGACUCGGCACUUUCUUCCCUUACCUCUGCGACUUCUCCUAGCUCGACAGUGGUCUCUCUUACGGACAGCAGCGAAUCCCCUGCUGCAGUAAGAACGGUUCGAGUGACCAGGACAACAACGGCGACAACCAUUACGAUUACAGCGACUGCUAUCUUCAAUACAACGGCACAAAAUGUGGCUGCUCCAAGCACCACAACGGCUCUUUUCUCAAACUCCACGAAUACGACAACCGUGGCUGGGUUCAACACCACGACGUCUGUACCCGUGGGUUUGAGUUCGAGGCUUGCUGUGUCGAUAACAACGACAGAGGCCUCGUCUGAAACUUCUGGUUUCCCGGAAUUAAGUUCGACUUUCCUCGAAGUUACAAUCUCUCAAGGAUCCUCGGAAACGCCAAGCCCUUCAACGACAUCGACACUGCCAGGAGGUGGAUUCAUUGAAGUCACCAGCACAGCGUCUCCAACAGCAGCACUCCCUGUGCCAACCGCGCCAGCAACAGACUACGCAUUCAAUGCUCUCUCCCAGAGUAAUGUUGCAGUCUACUUUGGACAAACAGUGAUCACCGGAACGACAUCACUAGAAGCUCAAUGUGCCGACCCCAACAUCGACAUUGCUAUUCUUGCCUUUGUGAUCUCCCAACUGGAUGGCGGAAUCUACCCUACGGUUAAUUUCGGCGCUGCAUGUGGAGGUCAGACGGAAGAAAUGCUUGCUCAAGCUCCUGGACUCUUGUUCUGUCCUGAGUUAGCGGGCAAUAUUUCAACUUGUCAGAAAACCUAUGGGAAGAAGGUGUUUUUGAGUGUUGGCGGUGCUACGAGCCAGAUCUCAUUCACUGGUGAGGAUCAGGCUAGGAAUUUUGGAGACGUGCUCUGGAAUUUGUUUGGGCCACCGGGGAAUGUCGAUAGUGGCUUGAGACCUUUUGGGGAAGUGGAGGUUGAUGGAUUUGAUAUUGACAAAGAAGAUCGUUUACCCUCGUACUUCGGCACCCUAGCCACCACACUCCGCUCACACUACGCCGCCAACACAGCAAAGAACUACUACCUCUCUUCUGCGCCACAAUGCCCCUUCCCCGACGCCUCCACACCUCUCGAUCUCAUCCUUCUCUGUGAUUUCGUCUGGGUGCAGUUCUACAACAAUCCACCCUGCGAAAUUGGCUCCAAUGGCUUCGCAGACAGUGUCAACCAAUGGAGCUCAGCGCUUGAAGCCUCUACCCUGGCAGUCAAAACACGGUUGUACAUUGGGGCUCCGGCAUUCUCAGAGGCGGGACCGAGUGCGUAUGCUAAUAUUGGGAGUCCGGAGGGGAUGGGUGAUGUUGCGGCUGGGGUAAGAGAGUUAAGUCUGCCUAAUAUGGGAGGUGUUAUGUUUUGGGAUGGGCCGAUGGGGAGGGCUAAUGUGGGAGGUGGUCUGGACAUUAUUGCGUGGGCGAAGGAUGGAUUGGAGUGA